Messenger RNA from Erigeron canadensis, 1321 nucleotides. RefSeq names its product glutamate receptor 2.8-like. Gene Ontology annotation, cellular component: plasma membrane. The record is from RefSeq and is a predicted model, not a curated record. Lineage: Eukaryota; Viridiplantae; Streptophyta; Magnoliopsida; Asterales; Asteraceae. The coding region runs from base 1 to 1191 and encodes 396 amino acids. Gene Ontology annotation, molecular function: ligand-gated monoatomic ion channel activity; signaling receptor activity. The transcript is spliced from 5 exons.
AUGAGCAUAAGGGAUGUAUUUGGUGUAAUUGCGUUUCUUGUUGAUAAGUUUGAUAAGCCUUGCGAGGCCGUAGGAGGUGAUUCCACUAUACGGGGAAAUAGAGCUCAAUAUGUUUCAUUUACACCUCCCUAUCUAAGCUCUGAAGUUUAUAUGCUGGUGGAUGCUACACAAGAAUCACACCAAACGUUCAAGACCUUCUUAAGACCAUUUACCAACAGACUAUGGAUCACACUAGCUUGUGCGUUUAUCUUAUUCGGAAUCACGCUUGCCAUUUUAGAAUACCGAGCUGGGAACCCUAAAUUUGCUAGCCCGUUCUAUAGGCACCUCAUCAUGAUCAUGUGGUUUCCUAUUUCGACAUUCUUCUUCGAAGAAGGAAAGAUAUUUAACAAAUGCUCGAAAGUGGUUCUAGUUAUGUGGUUUUGUAUGAUAUUCAUAGUAUUUCAAGUUUUUACAGCCACUUUAUCCUCAUGGUUGACACUUAAUCAAUUGCGUCCCAAAUUACCUACAAGCGUUGAAAAUGUAGGAUAUCCAGACGGGUCAUUUAUUAAAGAUCUUAUUAUUGAACGACACAAUAUUAAUCAAAACAAGCUACGAUCGCUCAAUGGUUAUAAAGAGUACAAAAUUGCACUAUCCAAUCAUAGCGUAAAUGUUGUAUAUGAUGAGCUCCCUUACAUUGAUCUCUUCCUUUCCAAGUAUGGGUCUGGCUACACGAAAUAUGGACCUAUUAAUCAGGAAUCCGGAAUUGCAUUUGCAUUCGCCCAUGAAUCACCUCUAUUAAAAAUCUUUUCCGAGGCAGUCAUCAAUGUCACCGAAAGUGAUAUUAUGAUAGAUAUGAAGAAAAAGUAUCUUGGAAUAUCCACUCCUGAUGAAUCACAACCUAAUAGUGAUCUUCCACAAAGUCUUGAUGUUCAAAGUUUUCUCGGAUUAUUAAUAUUCAUUGGGAUUGUGAUGAUAGUUGCUAUUAUCGCAUCAGAAAUUUCCCACUUUAAAGGAAAUAAGAAAGUCCAAGAACAAGAUGAAGAAGCAGCGGAGCCGAAAGAACUAGCUAAGCUACAUGUGAACAAGCUUCGUAUAUUGAGGUUGAAAAAAUACUUGAGGGAAUGCUUAUGGAUAAACGGGAAGUACAGGAGGUUGAAGCAAGAUUUGCAAAGAAUGAAAUCAAGGGUGGUAAAAGAAAAUACAUUUUUAUAGGGAUUAAUCAUUAAAUGACUAACUUACUUUUACUUUUGUACAUGGUUGUCCAUUAAGCUCGAAUUUUGAUGUGUAUUACCAACAAACUUUUUAAAUUUGUACAUGGUUGACUAAACCUUAAAAAAAACUU